This is a messenger RNA of Cucumis sativus (cucumber), 905 nucleotides long. Its product is annotated as V-type proton ATPase 16 kDa proteolipid subunit. Gene Ontology annotation, biological process: proton transmembrane transport. Gene Ontology annotation, molecular function: proton-transporting ATPase activity, rotational mechanism. The transcript has 3 exons. The record is from RefSeq and is a predicted model, not a curated record. Bases 166 to 663 code for a protein of 165 amino acids. Gene Ontology annotation, cellular component: proton-transporting V-type ATPase, V0 domain. NCBI's taxonomy places the organism in Eukaryota, Viridiplantae, Streptophyta, Magnoliopsida, Cucurbitales, Cucurbitaceae.
CAAUCGUAUUAUUCUAAAGUAAAUAAUUAUUCGUGAUAGCGUGAGUAUUUCAGUCAGUCGUGGCGAGGCGAGAAAGGAGUGGAGGAAGAGAGAGAUUGAGAGCGGUUCGAGAUCUGAUCUAAUCGGAGACCUUCUUCUUCAUCUUCACCGUUGAACCCAGAAAAGAUGUCGUCAGCCUUCAGCGGCGAUGAAACAGCACCCUUCUUCGGCUUCCUCGGCGCCGCUGCAGCUCUCGUCUUCUCAUGUAUGGGAGCUGCUUAUGGAACGGCGAAGAGCGGGGUGGGAGUUGCGUCUAUGGGAGUAAUGAGGCCUGAACUGGUGAUGAAGUCAAUUGUUCCAGUGGUUAUGGCUGGAGUUUUGGGUAUUUAUGGUCUUAUUAUUGCUGUGAUUAUUAGUACAGGGAUUAACCCUAAGGCCAAAUCUUAUUACCUCUUCGAUGGCUACGCACAUCUCUCCUCUGGGCUUGCUUGUGGUCUUGCUGGUCUGUCCGCUGGCAUGGCUAUCGGGAUCGUCGGUGAUGCUGGUGUUAGAGCCAAUGCCCAGCAGCCUAAGCUUUUCGUUGGGAUGAUUCUUAUUUUAAUUUUUGCCGAAGCUCUGGCACUCUAUGGACUUAUUGUGGGCAUUAUUCUCUCUUCCCGAGCUGGUCAGUCAAGAGCCGAUUAAGUGGAUGCUGUAUGUGGACUCGAGGUUGUGUAGUAUGUCUCUUCUUUUGUUUUUUGGUCAAGAAUUGGUUUUUGUACUCUUUGAGUAAAUGGGUUAUUAUUAUGGUUUAAGCCGACUCUCAAAUGUUCUUGUGAGGUGUGAUUGCUAAUACCACACGAAUUCUGUAGUUGUUAUAUAUGGAUUUGGAAUUAAUUAUUCUUCUCAAUAAAAUAUUAAACUCUGUUACAUUACUCCAAUUUUAA